AUGACGUCCAAAGAACAAGAUUUUGACAGAAAGUUGUAUGAAUUGCUUGAAAGAAAACCACCUGGAAUAAGUGCCUCCAAAAUAAAAGACUUGACGAGAAUAGCAAUGACUAGUCCAAAGUCACUAAAUGUCUUUUCUGCCUCCGAUAUUUUAAUUAUCGCUGAAAAAAUUCAGCAAUAUAAAAACAUAGUAUACAGCGUACAGAAAUUCAUUCAAAGAUGUUCGGCCGAUUACAAGUUAGGAGCAUUAUAUGUAUUGGAUUCAAUAUCACAAGCGGCACAGAGACAAAAGACAUUGGUUGCUGAAAAAGAUAGCGAUGGUUCCGCUUGGUCAGGUGCUGAAUAUCUUGAAAGGUUUGAAAAAAUAUUAGAAGAAAUGUUUUUACACAUUAUGCAAUGUCCAGAACACGACAAGGACAAAGUGAAACGUGUUCUUGACAUAUGGCUUACCAAAGAUGUCAUAUAUGACAAGGAAUUAAUUCGAAAAAUAAAAGAUACCUAUUUUUCUCAAAGAACUGUGACAAAUCCUUUAGAAAACAAUGUUCAUGAGUCGCAAUCGAUAACAACACCAGUAUCACAUGGAGGUGAUCCACGAAUGGUUUCUGUGCCAAAUCAGCCAAAUAUAACGAUGUCGACAACUUUGGAUUCUUCAGCUUUAUUAGCUACACUAAACAAUUUAACUCAAGGAACUUUGAAUAUACCUCCAUUUUUGUCAUCAAAUCCAAUAACUGCUGCUACAACGCAACCUAUUAAUACGUCCAUCGCUUUUAAUAAUGUUGCUACUAACGCGCACGCUGUUCCUCCACAGUUUCCUAAUAUUACACAACCUUCUGUUUCUGCGAAUAACGGUUUUCUACAAUCUCCAGUUUCUUCAUCUAAUUAUCAAUCAAAAACUGUCACAAAUAAUUCUGAAACAACUAAACCAAAAGAUUCUUUAAACGAUCCUCUUGAUUUUGAUUAUGGAGAUAUGGAUGAAGAUGAAGAUGGUGAUAUAACUCAAUCAGGUGCAAAUGGUGAGAUAAAUAAUACUACUAAAGAGGCAAUCUUGACGAAUCCUAUAAACGUGAAACCUAUAAAUGUAAAUCAAUCGGCAACACCUACAGCACAACAACUCAAUCAGGAUCAAAACCAAAAUAUGACCAAUCAAUAUUUUCAACCAUCUCAAGGAAAUCAAACCAAUUCUUCACAGUCGGUACCACCACAACCUCCGCCACCAACAUCGGCUGCACCAUCACUAUUAAUGUCUGGUCAGCAGCCAAUUCCUACUACCAAUAAUGCUAUGCCACCAUUUCCGUUCCCACAACAACCUUGGGCAGGGCCUGCGCAGCAACCACCACCACCGCCACCCGGAAAUAUACCACCCCCUCAAAAUCAAUAUCAACAACCACCGCCAUUUCCUACUCAACCAUGGAAUGGUCAACAAGGACUUCUUCCUCCUCCAUCAUGGAAUCCAAUUCCUCCACAACAACAUGCUCCACCUGAUCAUUUUCCGAAUAACCAGGCACCUCAGGGUUACCCAAUACCUCCUCCAGGUCACCCAUUACCCCCUCCGGGUCACCCGUUACCUCCUCCGGGACAUUCUAUGCCUCCACCUCCAGGACAUCUUUUACAUCAAGGUCCUCCUGGUCCACCAACACCAGGCCUUCCUGUUCAACAUCAAGGUCCUCCACCCGGUCAUAUGUUACAAGGUCCUCCUGGACCACUACAUCAAGGUCCACCCGGACCAAAUCAUCAAGGUCCACCUGGACCAAACCAUCAAGGUCCACCUGGACAUAUGGAACUCCCUGUUGGAAUACCACAAGAUGAUUGUAUAGCAUACGCAGAUCCAAAUGUCGGAAGAGAUUUUAUUAAAGUUCUAAGUCGAACUCUUUACGUAGGUAGUGUAACAGAGGAUUUGACCAGAGGCGUUAUGGAGAAAAUAUUUCUUAAUUAUGGCAGAGUGUCUACUAUUACGAUUAAUUAUGAUAAAAAUCAUGCUUUCAUUAAAAUGGAAACACGAGCAGGUGCUGCCAGAGCACUUCAUAGUCUUAAAAUGCAAGUAAGCCAAAAGGGUAAACAAAAUUGCAAGAUUACGGUGGUACGUUGGGGUGUAGGUUUCGGACCUAAAAAUUGCUUUGAUUUUGAUUCGGGAGAAUCUUUAAUUCCACUUAACAGACUUACAGAAACAGAUCGUAAAUGGUUAUUUACUAGUGAGAGAGGUGGUACUGGUGGAAGGGAUAUAGUUGGGGGAAUUGUAGUUGAAGAACCGGACAUUGUAAUUGGUGAAGGAUUCUCUAGUGGUUCAGGGAAUAAAAAAUUAGGGCCUCAACAUGAAAGUACGCGUAAAGAAAGGCGCAGAGGACAUGAUAAAGGUGAUCGAUCAUCUAAUUCAUCUGAUUCUAGAAAGUAUUCGGAUGCAUCUUGGGAAGGUUCAUCUCCCAGGCGUCAUACAAGUAAAUGGGGAGAUACAUCGAAUGAUUCACCUUUUCAGGGAACAGCAUCUCCUCCUUCACAAGAACAUUUACCUGCGCAACAACGCUCACAUUCGUUUUCUCCAGGUUUAUCACCACGAACACCUGAUCAUUUACCACAAUCAGAAUUCGGUAGUUCAACCUUACAAUCACAAGAACAACACUUCCAACAAAGACGAGAACAAACUCCACAAACUUCUCAUAAAAGAGAUUAUUUUAAUUCUCAUGGAGAUACACCAGCUCGUGAAGGUAAAAAAAGUCGAUGGGAUAAAUGA
Molecule: messenger RNA, 2724 nt
Organism: Cetraspora pellucida
Lineage: Eukaryota; Fungi; Glomeromycota; Glomeromycetes; Diversisporales; Gigasporaceae
Source: the annotation of a GenBank genome assembly